UUUGGUAAUCGAUGAGUUGAAGAGAAAGGAAGACGAUAAGAACAAAAGUAAUAAACUCGCUCCGCAACUCAAGUUAGCUUCAUCCUAAAACCGAUAUCACUCUGUUAUACAAGCAAUAAAGACGAUCAUAUUAAGGAAUAUGACUUUCCGAUCGGAGGAAAAGUUUGUCGAGAUACCAGAGGUCAGCGACGAUGGAGUCAGGAACCUAACGAUCCAUCGAAUAGAGGAACUCACCUUGAAAUUGAUCGAGGAAAUAAGUUCGAGAACUUUUCCCAAGCUGACUUACAAGGAGGCAAGAAAAGGCGGUAGAAUAGCUGAACUUGAGGAUAGCGUUGGACAAUUUCGAGACAGACAAACCGACGCUCGAAACCUGAACGAUUGUGCUUUGGAUCUGUUGACCUCAUUCGAUAGCUCGAAAUCGUUGAGUUGGAUCGUUGAUGACGAAGAAACUCCGCCGAAUGACAUCGCGCAAAAUCCUGUGAAUAAGGAUUUGGAAUCAGAAAAGGAUCCUGACGCUAGCAGAUCGAUAACUGUGGAUUUCAGGCGAAAGAAUAGCAGAAAGAACCUCGCUCUUCUCGUCACUCUUAUGUCCUAUGUUCAUAAAAUGCUUAUUAACCGUACCAGCAAAACUCGGCGAUCCCUCUACUACGAACUUCAAUCCGAACGCAACUCUGCUGGACUCGCUAAGAACCAACGAAUCCUCGAUACCGCCGUCAACCAUGUUGCCAGCCUUCUAGAAUGCUCACCAUGGGAAUUGGGUUUUACCGCGACGAGUAAGGGUUUGGUAUACGGUGACUUGAGUUUGACUUUCUCAAAAGAAGAUUUGGUCAGCUGUGAAGUUGCGGGUGGUGUUCUAAUACCGCAGAACGUCAACCGAGUCACAUCGGCUCGAACCUCGGCCAGAUACGUUUUGGUGGUCGAGAAGGACGCCGUGUUCCAAAGACUCAUCGGCGAAGAAUGCACACAGUACCUAAAUUGCAUUCUAGUUACCGGAAAGGGUUACCCGGACGUCAACACGAGGAUGCUGGUCAACUUCCUUGGCAACAAGCUCAAGCUUCCGGUUUACGUUCUCGUCGACGCCGAUCCGUUCGGGAUUGAGAUCAUGUGCAUUUACAGAUUUGGAUCAGCUACUCGAUCGCGGGAAGAUCGGCAACUAGCUUUCCCCGAUGCUCGAUGGAUUGGGAUCCAUCCAUCUGAGUUCUCCGCCCUUGGUCUCUCCUCCAAGCCUCUCGUUGCCUCGGAUAAAGCCAAAAUAGCCGGGCUCAAGAGCCGUGGAUACGUCGAUGAGACGAUUUUGGACCAGCUUCAGCUACUGCAAGCUGGAAAAGUCGACAUCGAAGCUGUCGCUGGUCUCUCAAACCGAUUUCUCACCACCGUCUAUCUUAGUAGUAAAAUUUCUACCGAAAAUUAUCUAUAAUACUUACUAGUAUUCAGUUAUGAACAAAUUUCAUUACAACGGGUUUUUGUUCAUAAUUACUAUAAGAGGAAAUAAAAUAUACAGCCUUGGCGCGUU
Molecule: messenger RNA, 1513 nt
Organism: Diprion similis
Lineage: Eukaryota; Metazoa; Arthropoda; Insecta; Hymenoptera; Diprionidae
Gene: mei-W68
Product: meiotic recombination protein W68
Exons: 4
Coding region: 140-1417 (425 amino acids)
Biological process (GO): reciprocal meiotic recombination; meiotic DNA double-strand break formation; meiotic DNA double-strand break processing
Cellular component (GO): nuclear chromosome
Molecular function (GO): DNA binding; ATP binding; DNA topoisomerase type II (double strand cut, ATP-hydrolyzing) activity
Source: RefSeq, a predicted model, not a curated record